Molecule: messenger RNA, 1251 nt
Organism: Symbiodinium sp. CCMP2592
Lineage: Eukaryota; Dinophyceae; Suessiales; Symbiodiniaceae
Source: the annotation of a GenBank genome assembly
AUGACUUCAAUUGCAAGAUCUUCCAUCUCCCUCGUUUGCAGUUCUUCCCCCAGAAGGCUCGCUGCGACCGUGCCUCUUCAUCGCAGUUCAGGACUGUCCACGUCGGCCACAAGACGGGCUUCCACCGCAAAUCUGGUUCGGCCGGGCGAGGUGUGGGGUGGGCCCAUCUCCGAGAAAGUCGGAUCAGCGCCUUUAGAUUGGAAGAGCCUCGGCUUCGAGUACGUCCCGACCAAGUCACACAUUCGCUUUACCUGGAAGAACGGGGAGUGGAACACUGGCCACACAUUCAGGGACCCGUACCUACCUGUUCACAUGCUUGCAAAUGUCUUCCACUAUGGUCAAGCUCUCUUCGAAGGCUUUAAAGGCUUCCAUACAAAGCAAGGGGAUGUGUGCCUGUUUGCAGACAGGUUGAGCUGGGCGCGCAUGAACCACGGGUGUCGACGCUUCCGAAUACCGGAGGUGCCUGUGCAAGUUUGGGAUCGAGCUGUUCACGAUGCGGUCAAGGACAAUGUUGCCUACGUGCCACCGCAUGGAACCAACGGAGCUCUUUAUGUUCGCCCUUUUAUCUUCGGGAGCGGUCCAAGGCUUGGCCUGGGCCCUUCCCCGGAGUACACCUUCGUGGUCUUCGUCAACCCAGUUGGCAGCUACUACAAGAACGAGGAGGGAGCAAUGCAAGCCCUGGAUGGGCUUGUGAAUGACUCUUACGACCGAGCUGCACCUCUUGGGUGUGGAGAUUGCAAAGCUGCUGGGAACUAUGCUGCUGACCUCGAGAGCAUGUACACAUCGAAAAGGAAGGGCUAUCCUAUCAGCCUGUACCUGGAUGCUGUCGAGCGACGGUACAUCGAGGAGUUUAACACCUCAAACUUCGUGGCUAUCACGAAGGACGGGAAGUACAUCACUCCAGAUGCGCCGCGGAGCGUCUUGAAUAGCAACACAAACAAGGUGUUGCUGCAGCUUGCCGACGACAUGUCAAUUCCGGUAGAGCGCCGUCGCAUCGACUUUGAAGCUGAGGUUGACAACUUCGCAGAAGUCGGAGCUGUUGGCACUGCCGUGGUUGUCACGCCCAUUCGGUCCUUGACACGUGGAGAUCGGACUUGGCAUUUUCAAGAGCCUCAGGUCCUACGCCAGCUGCGAAACAGGGUACGGGCGAUCCAAAACGGCGAGGUCAAAGACCCUCAUGGCUGGAUGCGGAGAGUGCAGCUAGAAGACGCACAGCCACAGUCGUUCCUCAGCGUCUACCCAGGCCUUUGA